AUGGCCGUCGAACCCGUUCCCACGUCUUCUCCCGUGGCCACUUCCGAACUGACCAAGAUAGCCACCGAGGCCUGCGAUUUCGCCCUCAAGGAUGUAACGGAAUACGAUCACUCCCGGGUCGCAGACUGGAACUCGCACAUUAUUAACACUAUCCUCAAAGCCCUCAUCAGCGCCACGGCUCCCUCCACCGCCUCGUCUUCUCCCCCGUACCGCUUCGUUGUGAACAGCACCAUUGUCCAACAGGGCCUGAUCGACAAGUCCGCCGCUGCGGACGGUGCCACCGCCAAUGCCGGCAAGCGCGGAAUGCACUCCGCCUCCGGCGCCUUCUGGGACGUCAACCGGGACGGGAUGUGGACAUUUAAAUACCCUGGUGCCGAGGAGAGGGGCCUGGACGUUGUUGUCAGUGUGACGUGGUUUGCACUGGGUUGA
Messenger RNA from Aspergillus aculeatus ATCC 16872, 429 nucleotides. RefSeq names its product dynein light chain Tctex-type family protein. Gene Ontology annotation, biological process: microtubule-based movement. Gene Ontology annotation, cellular component: cytoplasm; cytoplasmic dynein complex. The record is from RefSeq and is a predicted model, not a curated record. The transcript is spliced from 4 exons. NCBI's taxonomy places the organism in Eukaryota, Fungi, Ascomycota, Eurotiomycetes, Eurotiales, Aspergillaceae. Gene Ontology annotation, molecular function: dynein intermediate chain binding. The coding region runs from base 1 to 429 and encodes 142 amino acids.